GGGCGCGAUCACGUGAUCCAUCUACUGGAAACGCUUGUUUGGAGGAUGUCACAACUCACCAAUUCACGUCGCUUGAUCUGUCACCAUACUGUCCAGAGGUGAAUCAGGUUGGGUGUUUGAUAUUACAAUGCUGAGGAUAAAAUGGGAGCUGCUGCUAAUGGCCGUCAUAUGCUGGCAGAGAGUCCACACAGAUAAUCAUGAGGCUAAGAAGAGUCUUGGGCAUGUGACUGUGGUAGUUGUGGGUGGGACAGGUGACCUGGCCAGGAAGUACUUGUGGCAAGGCUUUUUCCAGCUCUACUCUGACCAAGUAGGCAAAGGACACACCUUCUCAUUUUAUGGUGGGGGCCUUUCGCCGACCGAGAAGGGGACGUCGGUGCUGUUCGAGAUUUUGAAGGAGCUGGCUUGCCCUCUGGAGCUCUCUGCAGAGCGCUGUGCUUUGGUCAAAGACCAGUUCCUGCAUCUUUCCAAGUAUCACCAGCUGAAGACUUCUGAGGACUACGAGAAGCUCAACCAGCAGAUCAAACAGCAGCUAGAACAGGAGGGUAUGGUCGAAGCAGGGAGGCUUUUCUACCUCUCUGUUCCUGCUUUCGCAUACGCAGACAUUGCCGAGAAGAUCAACAACACUAGCCGCCCACCGUCUGACGCAUGGCUGAGGGUGGUACUGGAGAAGCCAUUUGGUCAUGACCUUUAUAGCGCUCAGGCCCUUGACAAAAAACUGUCAGGUCAGCUGAAAGAAGAGGAGAUGUACAGGAUUGAUCACUAUUUAGGAAAGCAGGUUGUUUCUAAAAUACUGCCAUUUAGAAAAGAGAAUAAGAAACUUCUGGACCCUAUCUGGAACAAGCACCAUAUUGAAAGAAUAGAAAUUGUAUUGAAGGAAACCCUGGAUGCCAAAGGUCGAAUCCAGUUUUAUGAUCAAUAUGGUGUCAUUAGAGAUGUGAUCCAAAACCACCUCACAGAGGUCAUGACUCUUAUGUUGAUGAACUUUCCUGCAAACCUGUCCAACAGCAAGGAGAUACUGCAAAACAAGCUUAAUUUCUUGGCUUCCCUUCAAUAUGCAGAUAACAGUAAUGCGGUGGUAGGUCAAUACCAAGCUUACAAUGGAGAGGUUCAGGAAGAGCUAAAUAAAACAAAGGACCACUUCAGCAUGACCCCCACAUUUGCAGGUGUGGUCAUUCAUGUUGACAGUACGCAAUAUGAGGGUAUCCCCAUAUUUAUGACCUCAGGUAAGGCACUUGACGAACGGGUUUCUUACGCACGUGUACUUUUCAAAAGCGACGUAUUUUGCGUCCAGGAUCCCAACAAUGUUCAAUGCAAAUCCAAACAGAUUGUGUUUUAUCUGGGUCAUGGAAACCUGCAGUACCCUGCGAUUCUUGUGAGCAAGAACCUGUUCAAGCCUGAACUGGUAAACAGCGGUGACUGGAAAGAGGUCACCGAAUACAAAGACAUAAACGUGCUGGGGUUAUCACUUAGUGACUAUUACAUCCAGUCACCGGUCACACCCAGAGAGGCUUAUUGCGAGCUGAUCUCGCACGUCUUCUUUGGGCGCAAGGAUAACUUUAUUAGUGCUGAAGGACUCCUUGCUUCCUGGGCGUUUUGGACUCCCCUACUUGAAAGCCUGAGUCAGGUCUUUCCACGGGUGUAUCCAGGUGGCGUAGCCAAUGGAAACCUGCUGAACUUUCAGCUGCGGGGCCAUGAGGUCGCCUAUAGCCAUGAAGCCGUGGUCAACGUGAUCAACCCCGGUGCUGAGGACAACUUCCAGGUGAUGCAAGGAAAGUACCGUAGUUCUGAAAUGAUAUCUGCUUGGGCGCAGGAACUGGUGGAGCGCCUAGCUUCUGAUCUUCUCCUUGCCGCCGAGGAGGCCAUUCGUGAAGAAGGCCAGUUUCACCUGGCACUGUCUGGUGGCUCCAGCCCGGUGGCUCUGCUCCGUGCACUGGCCAUUAACCUCUACACCUUUCCUUGGCGCAACACUCACAUAUGGCAAGUGGAUGAGCGUUGUGUGCCACAUACAGAAUCAGGCUCAAACUUCCGGUCCAUUCACGAUCUCCUGCUUCAGCAUAUCCGCAUACCCUACUUCAACAUCCACCCCAUGCCUGUGCAUCUCACCCAACGGUUAUGUGUGGAAGAGGACGGUGGUCCAACAUUAUAUGAGAAGGAAAUCACGAAACACAUCAACGGCUCUAGCUUCCACUACAUCCUGCUCGGCGUAGGCCAGGAUGGCCACACUGCCUCGUUAUUCCAAGACACCAAAUUGGAAAAUGACGAUGAACGGUUGGUUAUUCUGACAGAAAGCCCUAUUAAACCACACCAGAGGAUGAGUCUCACAUUCACAGCUAUCAAUAAGGCUCGAAGGGUAGGUGUUUUAAUUAUGGGCAAGAACAAGCAUGAACUUGUCAGUCAACUCAGCCGAAUUAAGGGUGAAUCACCCAAGUAUCCCAUUACCAAAGUACAGCCGAAGAGUGGCACUCUUAUAUGGUACAUAGACUAUGAUGCAUUGUUAGGAUAAAUGGCCUAAAGACCAGUACAAAUCAGCCAGUAAAGCCACCAACCAGGGCUUAUAGCUCAAAUUGAAUUCUGUAUUGUGAAUGAUUGAGGAGUGUAAGUUGAAGUUUAUUUUUCACAAUUGAGGUGUGAUGUGUGAGAGUUAUUUUAAUGCUGUGAUAAGGACUUUGCAAUUUGAUUGUUAUGGAAUCAUUGCAUUAUAAACAAUUGACCACUUAAAAUCUCAGGAACUCUAGUAGCUUACAAAAACUUUUUUUCCAAGUAAUCCUUAUUUGAAGAUCAAACUGUGUAGAAACAAUUCAGAAGAAAAUUCCAAAUCAAGCACUUUUUCCACAUUUGUCACCAAGCAGUGAUCAGAUAAAACAUAUUUGAAUGCUCUGUAAUUUGACUUUUUAACUUUUUCUGUAACUGCAAUUAUUCAUCAGACAGUCAGGUUAAAUUUGAGAUGAACGACCAUCUGGUCGUCUUCCUUUAUCAGAGCCCCCCCCUUCUUUAUUGAAAGAUUUAAAUUAAAUAGUAAAAUCCAGUUCUAGGCAUGAUCACAAACCUCAGGUUAAGAAAUCCUAAUAAAACAUGUAUACAAACCUUGCCUAAGACGGCAUAUCCAGUGUUUUUAGAAUCUAAACAAAUGUUAAUGUACUGUUUCAGCUUUAGACUGAAUUGAGUUUCUAUUGUUGGCCUUACUUGAUAAAUCCAUUCCAGGACUGUAUUGUUGACAGAACGUAUUAGUGUCAAAGAUUUUUGUCAUACCUCAGAAAACAAAGGUUCAUUAUGUGUAGGGCAGUUGAAAAGGCACAACACCUUACAGUGGUUUUAUAUCUGAACACAAAUGCCUUUAUAAAGUCUGUUUUUAUACUGUGUUGUUUAAAAUCUAAGAAGCGGAUGUUAGUCAGAAUUACACGGUUUAUGACACACUGCAGCAGUUGUUUCUGACCAGCUAGACAGCAUUGUCUUAUUCAUAACCACCAAUUUAACAGUCAAGCAGAGCAACAUUACAUUCCACAGGGAUCUAAUCAUCAAAUGUGAAAAUGUUAAUAAAACAUUAAAAUCAAUGCAUACCCAUUGAAGUCCUCGCAUGUAUUUACACAAUUUCUCAUAGAUUCCUAUGUUAAGGUGCUUAUCAAUACAAAAUGUAUUAAUACAAAUCGUAGAGAUUCUGUUGUGUGUAUUUCAAUGAACUAUGUGCCUUGCUGAGUGGUUUAACAUAUUUGAAUAAACAUGUCUUGCUUUUCCACUGUGUUUUAAGGACAUUUUGUUAUCUGCUAUUCAGCUGUAUUACAUGGAAUCACAUACAUCAUUUCUUAUUUUGCAGUGGUUUUACAACGCAGCAAUAAAAUAUAUUUUUAAAAUUA
Messenger RNA from Labeo rohita (rohu), 3851 nucleotides. RefSeq names its product hexose-6-phosphate dehydrogenase (glucose 1-dehydrogenase) (gene h6pd). Bases 128 to 2503 code for a protein of 791 amino acids. The record is from RefSeq and is a predicted model, not a curated record. The transcript has 5 exons. Gene Ontology annotation, biological process: pentose-phosphate shunt, oxidative branch; glucose metabolic process; pentose-phosphate shunt. Gene Ontology annotation, molecular function: glucose-6-phosphate dehydrogenase activity; NADP binding; 6-phosphogluconolactonase activity. NCBI's taxonomy places the organism in Eukaryota, Metazoa, Chordata, Actinopteri, Cypriniformes, Cyprinidae. Gene Ontology annotation, cellular component: endoplasmic reticulum.